CCUACUGAAUCGAGUUUAUGCAAAGGUAAAAUCGGGUCUUUCUUUUUAACAAUAAACCAGAUACAGCUUUUAUGUUUGAUUUUUAGUAAUUUAGGGUUCUAGCUUGCAUGUUGUUUUGAUGUGUUUCGAUUGGGUUUACUAUUUUGCAGGAAGGUUUUGUUUAAUUCAAGUUCUUCUAGUGUCAAGCUCAAGUUAAGCAAAAGAGAAUAACAUCUAGCAGGUACCUCACUCACACUUGAUUCUUUAGCAGUUCUCUACUGUUGUUGUGGCUUACUUCUACUAUUCCUAAUAACCUUGUAUGCACAUUUGGUCGGAGCUACUUUAACAUGGAUAAAGCUUGGGUCUGGUUACCAAGGUUCCUCUGUUUAGGUGUAAUUGGGCUAACAAAGGAAAUGGAGUCAAAGUGGAAGAUGGUUUCACACUUGUGAAUCUCCAUCAGAAUCAGUCAUCAUACUUAAAUGAUCCUUUCAUACUGCCAUCACAAGCUAAACAAAUUUUCUACUCUAGAGAUGAUGAUUGCUCACCUUGGUAAUUGAGUACAAUGGAAACUGUACCAAACAGGAAAACCCGUCGCAGUAAGCGCCAAGUAGGCCUUGAAGCGAGUCCAGCAGUGUCACUAACACAGAAAAAGAAACAAAAACCAGGGCCUGCAGUGAAUACUGUAGAUAAGGAUGGAGAUAAAACUGCAGAGAAUGAGAAAGCAAGAGAAUCACUUGACACAGAAAAUGAUCAAAUGCUUGAUGAAGAAGCAGAAGAAAACUCACAACAUGAAGAAGAAGAAAUCAAUCCUCCUUCCAACCAAAGCGACUCUAAUGCUUCUGAGUCACAAACUCAACAGUCUAGUAACAACAAAAGAAAGACAAGAGGUCCAACUAGAAUGCGCAAACUUGGAAAGAGUAGUGAUGAUAAGGUAGAAGUGGACUUUAAUGCUAUAGGUAAUCAUGUUGGACGUGGAUCAGUUAGACUAUCAUCCUUUGUUGGUAUCAUUGUGAGAGAGCAUGUGUCAGUACUGCUAGAUGACUGGAGACAUCUAGAUGUAAGGACAAAAGAGAUGAUGUGGGAAGAAAUCCAGGGGAGGUUCAAUUUAAACGAAGAUUGGCACAAAAGAGUUAUCUUAGGUCAGAUGUGUAAUUUGUGGAGGUCUUCUAAAUCUCGUCUUGUUGCCAAAAUUCGGAAUCUUAAAAGCAAGUCUGAAAUACUGGAACUAAAGCCUACCAAUAUCCCAUGUGCAUCGGCUUGGAUGAGUUGGGUGAAGAGCAAACAAAGCAAGGCUUUUCAGGAAAAAAGUGAGAUAUUCAGGAAGAUGAAGCAAGGUCAAAUUCCGCAAACCACCAGCCGCAAAGGCAUGGCUCGAUUAGAAGAUGAAAUGAAAAAAAAGAGUUCUGAGCCUAGCAAAGUUACUAGAAGUAAGGUGUGGAUUGCAGGACAUACACAUUCUGAUGGGAGACCUGUUAGGGAAGAAUUUGCAGAAACUAUUGAAAAGAUUAAGGCGAUAGAUAGUGAAAUUGGUUCAACAUCCACUGAUAAUGUUAGGGAAGAUGCUGUGAGUAAGGUACUUGGAAAAGAUAAACCAGGAAGACUUAGGGGGUUGGGUAGAGGCGCUACUAUUACUAAGUUGGACUUUUUAAAGGCUAGAGACUCACAUGUUAGGCAGCUUGAAGCUAGUUACACUGAUUUAAAAAGCAAGUAUGAAAAUUUGCAUAUUGUGGUUUCUGAGAUUGCUUGUAAAAAGAUUGAUCAUGGUUCCAAAUCUGACUUAAGUGAUGUUAGCAAAGGAGGAGUUAGGUGCCAGAUACUGAAUUGGCAGUUAGAUGGGGAUGUGGUUGUUGGAGAAGGAGAAUUCUGCUCCUCUGAACACACAUAUAAGAUUGGUCGAAUUCCAUUAGGUCCUAAUGCAGCUGCUGUGCUUGUGAAUUCAGUAUCAGACAAAACAGCAUCUCUUUGGAGACCACUCAGUCAAACUAUUGUUUCUCUUCAUCAAGCUAUAGGAAUGAAAGUUGCAUGGCCCUUUGUGAAGAUUAUAUUGGAUGAUGACGCAACGCAACCUCCUGAUACUAUGAUGUCUGAGGAACCUGCUGAAGAAGUAGGACUAGUUGAUAUCUAUGAGUAUUGGAGAGAAGAUGAUGAAGUGAUUGCUCAGGGUAUAUUGAUAUCAACUGACCCUUCACAAUUGGUUAAUGGUAUGCCUCUGGGACUAAAGGCUACAACUGUUAAGAUCACGUUGGUGGUUAAACCUGAUGCCUAUCUAUGGAGACCAACCACUGAAAUCCCCUUUAUGGCUGAUGCUCUCAAUGAGACCAUUGCAUGGCCUUUUGAUAGGUUAAAACAACAGGUUCAACCUGAAGACGCAAAUAGGAAAUCACCAAUGGAGGAAGCAACUACAAAAUCAGUAGAGAAGGUAAGUUUUUUCUGUAUUGGAUGUGUUGAUGUUGCCAUGCCUUUUGAUAGGAAAAAAACUAAAUAUAUUUGUCAUUUUGGUUUUAGAGUGGUAGUCCUAGCACUGGUAGUAACGGCAAAGGUGGGAAACCGAAGUGUGCUCUUAUGGAUAUUGGAAAUUCUGGUCAGAGAGUUGCAAUAGGUCGUGUGUAUUCCAAUGAUCCAGCUGAUACGGUCCAUUGCAGACCGUUAGGUCCCAAUGCUAGCAAGGUCUUGGUAGAGAUUCCGAAGGUUAAUGAUGCACGAGUGUGGAGAGCAAGUCCUGAAUUUGAAACAAUAGCUGAUGCAGGAGGAACAUUUGUGGCUUGGCCUAAUGAGAAGAUUAUAAUGCUGUGAGUGAGAGACAUCUUUGAAACUUGUUAUCUUACUACUUUAAACUUGUUAUCUUAGUACUUUAGACUUGUUAUCUUAGUACUGUUUAAUAUGCAUGUAAAACUUAUGUAUUUGGUUUAUAUUAUUAAUGAAUUAUUUCCUC
This is a messenger RNA of Arabidopsis lyrata subsp. lyrata, 2911 nucleotides long. RefSeq lists its product as uncharacterized. The transcript has 10 exons. NCBI's taxonomy places the organism in Eukaryota, Viridiplantae, Streptophyta, Magnoliopsida, Brassicales, Brassicaceae. The record is from RefSeq and is a predicted model, not a curated record. The coding region runs from base 542 to 2578 and encodes 678 amino acids.